AUGAAACUCGCCAGUGAAAACGAGAUUGCCUUUAUCUCAGGUCCGAUCGACACUGGACCUAACGAAUCCUAUUUUCAUACUCACUACGUAUCCCAAAUCAACCACGCGGUCAACUGCAAUCACCUCUUUGCUAUCGGUCCCAUCCCAAGUGGUGUGGACGCAGAUGCUCUCACCUAUCUCUUGGCAUACCCCAUCUCACCUAGUCGAAUCACCAUCUUUGUGACCCAAGCUGAGAAUGGAAUGUGGGGGGCGCACUUCCGCUCUUUCGGAGUCAACGUGCAGGUGGUGGAAGGCCAGAUGAGUCGUGAUCGAGACGCGGCUCUAACAAGUGCGAGCACGUAUGAUAUUCUACGGGUGCGCACAAAGAAGGAGGCGAAGGCCUUUUAUGGCCGCAUGUGGCGCGACGGGUAUGUCACGAAUACAGAGCGCAAUUGGAAGCGACGUCGGGGAAUCGCAGAGGAUGAGAUUGUAGGAGAGGAGACGAUCAAUCGUUCAAUGCGGUAUGACUUGGGACCAACUCUAAGCACACACACAGACGUCUGUUAG
Messenger RNA from Penicillium samsonianum, 546 nucleotides. RefSeq lists its product as uncharacterized. The record is from RefSeq and is a predicted model, not a curated record. Lineage: Eukaryota; Fungi; Ascomycota; Eurotiomycetes; Eurotiales; Aspergillaceae. The transcript has a single exon. The coding region runs from base 1 to 546 and encodes 181 amino acids.